Molecule: messenger RNA, 366 nt
Organism: Haemonchus placei
Lineage: Eukaryota; Metazoa; Nematoda; Chromadorea; Rhabditida; Trichostrongylidae
Source: the annotation of a GenBank genome assembly
AUGAGUACGGCGCCAGCCAAUGCUAGUCCCACAGUUGCACAGGAAACUACUGUUGAAUUUGAUACUACAGUAGCAGAAGAGGUCGAGGAAACUACUGAGAUUCCUCUCACAGACACCACUGCAUACAGUGAUGUCCCAAAAGAAACCACUGAUAGGGAAGGUCCAGUAACCACCGAUGUACCGGAAGGAACCACAGACAUAAUGGUCACUGAAAGCCGUGGCAUCAGCGAUGGGCCAGAAGGAACAACUGAUAUGGAGAUGUCGGAAAGUCCAGCGGUCUCUGACCCCUAUGAAGAAACCACAGGUGAGGCUUGUUCAAGACCGAUUUUUCAGUUGCCACAGAGCUGUACACAGACUUCUUGGUAA